This is a messenger RNA of Columba livia (rock pigeon), 2689 nucleotides long. It is a transcript of the gene FST, whose product is annotated as follistatin. Bases 388 to 1338 code for a protein of 316 amino acids. The record is from RefSeq and is a predicted model, not a curated record. NCBI's taxonomy places the organism in Eukaryota, Metazoa, Chordata, Aves, Columbiformes, Columbidae. Gene Ontology annotation, molecular function: protein binding; activin binding. Gene Ontology annotation, biological process: cell differentiation; multicellular organism development; regulation of BMP signaling pathway. The transcript has 7 exons.
GACCCGGCACUGUCCGGGCAUUCCUGUCUGCAUACUUCGCAGUCUGUUGUGCUUUGGUGGCUCAGAAAAGCGAAAGAAUCGAAAUUAAAAAGGCAGCUUUUGAAUAAACAAUACCAUUUUCCGUUAAGUAAUCGUUUUGUAUAAAAGGAAAUAUCGCCUACUCAGUUUCAUUCAGCGGUGCCAAAAAAUGUUAUAAAUGAGAGACCGCCAACUUUUCUAAGGGGAGAAUAAUGCCAGACUGUGCUUAAUAAACUAGUGCCCUAGAAGUUCAUUAUCGAUGUUGCAAUCUUUUCUGAUUCUGAAAGGAGACCGCCUACGUCGCCCCCAUUCCCGUCUCGUCCUCCCGAGCUCCCAGUGAAAAGGCUGUCACUUGGGCACAGCUCUAGGAUGUUAAAUCAGAGAAUCCACGCGGGCAUGCUCUUACUCCUGAUGUUUCUGUGCCACUUCAUGGAAGAUCACACAGUGCAGGCUGGGAACUGCUGGCUCCGGCAGGCGCGGAACGGCCGCUGCCAGGUCCUGUACAAAACCGACCUCAGCAAGGAGGAGUGCUGCAAGACCGGCCGCCUGACAACUUCGUGGACGGAGGAGGACGUCAACGACAACACGCUUUUUAAGUGGAUGAUUUUUAAUGGGGGAGCCCCAAACUGCAUCCCAUGCAAAGAAACAUGCGAAAACGUGGACUGUGGACCUGGAAAGAAAUGUAAAAUGAACAAGAAGAACAAACCUCGGUGUGUUUGUGCUCCGGAUUGCUCUAAUAUCACUUGGAAAGGUCCCGUGUGUGGCUUAGAUGGGAAAACCUACAGGAACGAGUGUGCCCUUCUCAAAGCCAGAUGUAAAGAACAACCCGAACUUGAAGUCCAGUAUCAGGGCAAAUGCAAAAAGACCUGUAGGGAUGUUUUAUGCCCAGGAAGCUCCACAUGUGUGGUUGACCAAACUAACAAUGCCUACUGCGUGACAUGUAAUCGAAUUUGCCCAGAGCCUACCUCCCCUGAACAGUAUCUCUGUGGGAAUGACGGUAUAACUUACGCCAGUGCCUGCCACCUGAGGAAAGCUACCUGCCUCCUGGGCAGAUCUAUUGGAUUAGCCUACGAAGGAAAAUGCAUCAAAGCCAAAUCCUGUGAAGACAUUCAGUGCAGUGCUGGGAAGAAAUGCUUGUGGGAUUUUAAGGUUGGCAGAGGUCGGUGUGCCCUCUGUGAUGAGGUUUGCCCUGAAAGCAAGUCAGACGAGGCAGUCUGUGCCAGCGAUAACACAACUUACCCAAGCGAGUGUGCCAUGAAAGAGGCAGCCUGCUCCAUGGGUGUGCUGCUAGAAGUAAAGCACUCCGGAUCUUGCAACUGAAUCUGCCAAUAAAACCUGAGCCAUUGAUUCUUCAGAACUUUCUGCAGUUAUGACUUCAUAGAUUAUGUAUAAAACCCCCCUUAUUGUGUAACAGCAGAUGCCAAAGAGCAUCUCACUACAAGUCGCAUAAAAUGCAACGCUGUGUUAUGGCUGUUCAGAGGGCUUUGAAAACGUGCACUAAGCUGCUUCUGCGCUGUUGUUGUCCUUAUUUAAACAACAGCUCCCCUGUAUUCCCCCAUCUAGCCAUUAAUGAAGACCCAGAGGAUGAAGAGGAAGAAGAAGACCAGGACUACAGCUUUCCUAUAUCUUCCAUUCUAGAGUGGUAAAACCUCCAUCACUAUUGGAACAGCCAUUGGGCACGAAAUCAAUGUCCAUACUGUAAAUAAGUGUAUGCUUAUUUAUUUUGGGGAGAAAAAAAGUAUACAUAGAGUUGAGUCUCGUAGACAUUUAUUUAUACUGUGUCAUGUUUUAUAAUUUAUAUAUAAAAUGUCUGGUUGACUGUACACCUUGUUUUUUGAAGAAAUAUAUUCGUUACGGGAAGAGCAGUGUUAUUUAUUGUGAGGUCUCUUGCUUGUAAAGUAAAGUUUUUCUUUUUUCUUGUAAACUAUGAAAGUCCAUUCCUUAGAGCUUACCCACAUGAUCUCACCUCUUUGUUUCAUUGAUGUUAACUCUUUUCUACUUUAACAAACUUGCAUGUUGAUUUCUGUUAUGUUUAUUUAUUGGAUUUUCUUCUUGCCUCUGGUCAUAAAAGAUUCCUGGGGAUUUUGUUUAUAAAGGAUCUUGACAGACCAAAAGGCAUUGUAACUGACUUAAGUAUACUUCCAGGGUGCAGUGAGGCAAUCUUUAAGGAAACUUCUUCCACUUCACUUUUCUCUCCUUGUGAUCACAUCAUGUACUGAAGUGAUCUCAAUGUGCAGAGCAUAUAUACUGUACUUUAUGAAUUCCAGACCCAAAGAAGUCGGAUUAUGAAGGUUGUUGGUAGCCACAGAGCUAACUGUAACAAGAAUAAAGGGUUUAUUUUAUUUUUAUUGGUUUAUUUUUUGUGACAUGCGUAAGUGUUCUAUCAGGUGUUUCCUUCAAGAUGGUCUUGCAGUACCACUUUCAAAGGUUUUUUCCUAGUGUGUCACUGAAAGUUAUAUCAAAACUUUAUCAGUUCAAGUUUCUUGAUUUUCAUAAUACUUUUUUUCUGAUGCAAUUUUAUAUUUUCAAACAUGGCGAGUUAAAUAUAAAUUCAUUUAAAUAUAUAGUUUUGUACUUUUCUACCAUGUAAAUGUGCAAUGUAUAUAAAAGUUAUAAUGCAUAUUUGUACAUAAAUGAUGAGUGAAAAAAUAAAAAAAUGGAAUUUUCCCUA